AUUACCACCUGGUUGAUCAACUAAACACAUGGCAUGACGCGAUGCAUUACUGCAGGAAAAAGUACACUGACCUGGCCACUGUACACAGCUCGGAGGACAUGAAGCGGCUGAUAGCGGCUGCCGGCAGUGGUUAUGAGGGAGAAGUGUGGAUAGGCCUGCGUGACAGACAGGACUGGCGGUGGUCUCUGUCCAACACAGGAGAGCCGAACUGGCGCUUUAGGAAGUGGAAAAUAGGUAAACCGAAUAACAGUCGAACACGACUGCAGUUGUGUGUUUCUUUCCAUCAAGGUCUCUGGGAUGAUGACUUCUGCACUGAACCACUCAGCUUUGUUUGCUACAACAAGACCAACGUUGACUUGCCAACCACUUCCACUGACAGAUAUAUCUUUAUAAACCAAACAAAGACGUGGCCCCAAGCUCGGGCCUACUGCCGACUGCACCACACAGACCUGACCAGUGUGAGGAACGACACAGAGAACGGGUUGAUCCAGCAGGUGGUACCAGGAGGCCAGAGGGCUUGGAUCGGCCUGCGCAGAGACACCUGGAGGUGGUGGAGAAGUAGCAGGUCGUCAUUCAGAAACUGGGCAGCCGGGCACCCGCUGGCUACAACCGGGAACUGUGCUGCCAGCGUGAUUAAUGCUACUCACCUCGGAAAGUGGGUGGAAAACCACUGUGACCAAAAACGUCAUUUCAUGUGCGACAACAACAAGAAGCAAGUGUUUGAAAUCAAACUGACGGCACUGAAAUCCACAGUCGACCUGAACGUCCCUAAUGUGACGGAGGCCAUCUUGAAUCUGGUUAAAACGAAGAUGAAAGAGAAAGGGAUUUUGAAAGAUGUCAAAAUCGCUUGGAUAAAAAAGCCAGACAAAAAUAUUUUCCAGAAGAGAAGACGGACCUUUAAUAUCCCACCUUGAUUAGUAAAGUACAUUCUUAUUUGCUGGUAUUGUCCUGGCAAGCUGAAUGUGUGGGAUAAUUUGCUGUGUAUUUAGCUUUUAAGGAAUAUAUUUAGGUUUGAAUAUUAAUCACUACAGAAAUGAUUAAUAAAUAUUAUACUAGCACACAAACAUUUAUUGUUUUGACUGACUAAUAUUGUGUUAAUUAAUGUCUGCCCAUUAAGUAAAUUGUUUAUAAAACAGCAUUUUUUUUAUUUAUAUUUUCCAAACUAUGAUCCACUGGUGUGUUUGAAAGUUGAAAAAUCAACUUUAGAGCUCGAGAAAUAAUUGUAGUAACAAAACAUGUUUUCUAUCUCAGUAUCACACUACCACUUUAUUGUACAUUUUACUUCCUGUUUACUGUCAUUGUGAAAAUGUUGCAGACUUGUAUCGGUUUGUGUCCUACCAACACAGCUGUAAUCAUACCUUUUAUGCAAAAGGGAGUUACUUUUAUUCUACUGUGUGAUUAAAUAUAAUAAAAAAAUGUAA
Molecule: messenger RNA, 1421 nt
Organism: Seriola aureovittata
Lineage: Eukaryota; Metazoa; Chordata; Actinopteri; Carangiformes; Carangidae
Product: macrophage mannose receptor 1-like
Exons: 4
Coding region: 42-914 (290 amino acids)
Source: RefSeq, a predicted model, not a curated record